This is a messenger RNA of Stomoxys calcitrans (stable fly), 656 nucleotides long. RefSeq lists its product as uncharacterized. The record is from RefSeq and is a predicted model, not a curated record. Lineage: Eukaryota; Metazoa; Arthropoda; Insecta; Diptera; Muscidae. The coding region runs from base 108 to 596 and encodes 162 amino acids. The transcript is spliced from 4 exons.
GUGAAUAAAUCAGUUGAGCUUUUAUAUAUCAUCACAUUGGAUCAUAAUAAGAAUAAUUAUAAACUUAUUCUCUCUGAAGGAGUGAGCUUUAAAGGAGUAUUUUCAAGAUGUGUAGCCACGCUGGUUAUAGCCUGUUUAUUGCCUACACAACUCUCGCCAUCUUUUCAAUUCUUUUGAUAGCUGCCAUAGGUCUAUUGGCGGACAAAAAUCUGCUUCAAGAAGUCAUCACAGAGCUUACUGUGGAGCAGGAUGCUGAUCUUGCUGUAUACGCCACUUCACUUGGCAUUCGUUUAGCCAUAAUCCUAUUACUGAUUGUCGGCAUAGUCAUGGUCAUUGUAUCAUACUUCCUUAUUAAAGGCAUCCACAAGCAUCGACCCAUGCAUAUGAUACCAUGGUUGCUUAUAAUGUUUGUGCACAUUAUUGGCGGUUUAGUUUACAAUCUUGUGGUUUUACUUACAUCCUCCAGUCCAGCUGUCGACUUUAUUAUUGGCAUGACGUGUGUCGCUGUUCUAACUGCCAUAUUCUAUCCCAUAUACACGCUAUACAAGGCAAUGCGAAAGGGAGGUAAUCUUCCUCCUCCCCCACAAAUCGUAUAAAAGUUAAUAAGUAGAAAACUAAUAAUUCUCUACGAUUUGAUUUAUAACUUUAUUUUCAAA